AUGUCCACUCACCCAAACACCCGAACCCAAAACCUCGUCAACUGGGCCAGUGCCCUGCAAUACACCGACCUCCCCGCCCCCGUAAUCGCCCGCACAAAAGACUUCUUCGCUGACACGCUCGCCUGCGCCGUCGCGGGGCGCGAGCACAUCGCCGUGCAGUCAAUGCUGCACUACGCGAAGCAAAUGGGCCCGACGACCGGAAAAUGCGAGCUGAUCGGGUUUCCCGAUGUCAAGACGAGUCCCGCAUUCGCAGCGCUGGUGAAUGGCGGCGCGGCGCAUGUUGUCGAGCAGGAUGAUUUGCAUAAUCGGAGUAUGAUGCAUCCGGCAACGAUCAUCUACCCAACGGCCCUAGCCGUAUCCCAGGACGUCGGCGCGUCAGGGCAAGAAUUCAUAACGGCGUGCGUGGUCGGAUACGAAUUCGCCUGCCGGGCGGGGGAGUAUCUCGGCAAAGCGCAUUACGAGAAAUUCCACACAACAGCCACAACCGGCAUCCUCGGCGCAGCCGCAACAACAGCCCACCUGCUCAAACUCCGCCCGUCCCAAUUCCUCUCAGCCAUCGGAACAGCGGGUACACAGGCCGCCGGGCUGUGGCAGUUCUUGUUGGACGCGACGCACUCAAAGCAAGUGCAUACCGCGCAGGCUUGUGCGGGGGGUGUAUUCUCGGCCUACACGGCGGCAAGCGGACUCCUAGGGACGGGGGAUAUCCUGGAGGGGGAGCGGGGGAUGGGCGCUACGCUGGGGAAUCUAGUUACCACCCCUGAAGCGAUUGAUCGCGAUCUCGGAAGGAAGUGGUCGAUUCUGGAAAGCAGCUUUAAAUGGCACGCGAGCUGUCGACACACGCACCCCUCCGCCGACGCGCUGAUUGCGCUGAUGGCUGAUGAGAAGGUACAUUACGCCGAUAUCGAGAGCGUCACGGCGUACACGUAUAAAGCGGCGCUUGAUGUGCUGGGACUCAGCGGGGAAGGGAAAACGGUGCACCAGAGUAAAUUCAGCAUGGGGUUUGUGCUGGCUGUUGCGGCGAAGAGGGGGAGUGCGGGGCUGACGGAUUUUACGGAGGAGGCGCUUGCUGAUACUGAGUUGAGGGAGUUGCAGGGGAGAGUGAGCAUGGUGCUUGAUGAGGAGAUUGAUGCUGCGUUUCCGGAGAAGUGGCUUGGGCGGGUGGAGGUGAGGACGAAGGAUGGGAGGGUUUUGAGUAGGACGGUGCAUGUUGUGAAGGGGGAUCCAGGGUGGACUUUGACGAGGGAGGAGAUUGAGAGCAAGGCUCUUGCGUUGGCUGAAUAUGGGCAUGUUAAGGAUAUGAAUGCGUUCAAGGAUGCGAUCCAGCGGAUCUGGCGGCUGGAGGAGCAGGAUAAGAUUGAGAAGUUCUCCUUCGCCUAA
Aspergillus mulundensis is the source of this 1377-nucleotide messenger RNA. Its product is annotated as MmgE/PrpD family protein. The coding region runs from base 1 to 1377 and encodes 458 amino acids. The record is from RefSeq and is a predicted model, not a curated record. Lineage: Eukaryota; Fungi; Ascomycota; Eurotiomycetes; Eurotiales; Aspergillaceae. The transcript is spliced from 4 exons. Gene Ontology annotation, molecular function: lyase activity.